AUGGAACAAACCUGCCAGAUGAUGGCCACCUGUAGCUCAAUCAACUACCCGGUUAAACCAUCUUCAGUCACUGCACAUAGCAUCUCCAUAGUGGAUGGAGUCUUCAGCUGGUCCAGAGCUGAACCACCGUCACUCAAGAGGAUAAAUGUGUGCAUCCCAGAAGGCUCCUUGGUUGCAGUGGUGGGACACGUUGGCUCAGGAAAGUCCUCACUGCUUUCUGCCCUUCUGGGAGAGAUGGAAAAACUUGAAGGAGCUGUGGCUGUGAAGGGUUCUGUGGCUUACGUUUCACAGCAGGCAUGGAUUCAGAACUCCACACUGAAAGAGAACAUCAUGUUUGGUCAGGAGGGGAGGGAGGACUGGUAUGACCAUGUGGUGAAGGCGUGUGCCCUCCAACCGGACCUGGAGAUCCUCCCUGCUGGAGAUGAGACAGAGAUCGGAGAGAAGGGAGUGAAUCUGUCUGGUGGCCAGAAGCAAAGGGUGAGCCUGGCCAGGGCUUUGUAUUGUGACCGUGCUGUCUACCUGCUGGAUGACCCGCUGUCUGCCGUUGAUGCUCAUGUUGGAAAGCACAUCUUCGAUCAGGUCAUUGGGCCGCAGGGGAUACUUAAGGACAAGACUCGGGUGCUGGUGACCCAUGGUUUGAGCUACCUUCCCCAGACCGACCUGAUCCUGGUCAUGUUAGAGGGGGAGAUCACAGAGAUAGGCUCCUAUCAGCACCUCAUGGCCAAAGAGGGAGCCUUUGCGGAGUUUCUGCGAACCUACGCCACUGUUGACCAAACUGAAGACACUGAUUUAAAUGCUACACCAAAAAAGGGAGCCAAAGCAGUGGAGAACGGUGAUGUGCCUGUUCUCAUUGGUGGCCCAGCUGUCAGCAUUGAAUCCAAAAAUUCCCCAGAGGAUAAUGAUGGCAAAGAACUGAAUAAGAAGGCCAAGAACCCUGAAAUGGGGAAGCUGACCGAAGCCGACAAGGCCAGCACUGGACGGGUCAAGCCAACUAUAUUUUGGGCCUAUCUGAAAGCCAUUGGUGUGCUUCUGUCCUGCAUCAGUCUGCUGCUGUUUCUUGCCCAUCAUCUGGUCUCCUUGUUCUCCAACUACUGGCUUAGCCUGUGGACCGAUGAUCCAGUGGUUAAUGGCACUCAGCCUUACAGAAUAAUGAGACUUGGGGUGUACGGUGGUCUUGGCCUAACCCAAGGUGUAGCAGUCUUUGGAUAUUCUCUCUCCGUCUCCAUUGGGGGCAUCAUGGCAUCCCGCUACCUCCACCAGUCCUUAUUAUACGAUGUCCUGCGCUCACCCAUGUCCUUCUUUGAAAAAACCCCAAGCGGCAAUCUGGUCAACCGCUUUGCCAAGGAGAUGGAUACCAUUGAUUCUGUCAUCCCCAGCAUUAUUAAAAUGUUCAUGGGAUCCUUGUUCAACGUGGUGGGUUCUUGUCUCAUCAUCCUGUUUGCCACACCACUAGUGGCUAUCAUCAUUCCUUUCCUUGGGGUGCUCUACUUUUUUGUGCAGAGGUUUUAUGUGGCAACUUCUCGCCAGUUGAAGCGCCUCGAGUCGGUCAGUCGUUCACCCAUCUACACCCACUUUAACGAAACAUUGCUGGGCAACUCUGUCAUCCGAGCCUUUGGUGAGCAGGAGCGAUUCAUCCAGGAGAGUGACCAGCGGGUAGACCACAACCAGAAGGCCUACUACCCCAGUAUAGUAGCAAACAGGUGGCUGGCAAUUCGCCUGGAGUUUGUAGGAAACUGCAUUGUGUCAUUUGCUGCCCUGUUUGCUGUUAUAGCCAGAGAAAGCCUCAGCCCAGGCAUCAUGGGGCUGUCAAUAUCCUACGCCCUGCAGCUGACUGCCUCACUGACGUGGCUGGUGAGAAUGUCCUCUGAUGUAGAGACGAAUAUAGUGGCUGUGGAGAAGGUGAAAGAGUACAGCAGUACAGAGAAAGAGGCAGAGUGGCAACACGAGCCUCCCACCGUUCCCCCUGGCUGGCCCUCUCAGGGCUGCAUAGAUAUCCGAGGCUUUGGGCUGCGCUAUCGCCAUGACCUGGACCUCGCCAUUCGCAACAUCACCAUCACUAUUAACGCAGGAGAGAAGGUGGGGAUUGUGGGGAGGACUGGUGCCGGGAAGUCUUCCCUAACACUGGGGUUGUUCCGGAUCAUUGAGGCAGCAGAGGGCCACAUCUUCAUCGAUGGAGUAGACAUUGCUAAUCUAGGCCUCCACGAGCUGCGCUCCAGGAUAACCAUCAUCCCGCAGGACCCAGUGCUGUUUUCGGGCUCUUUGAGGAUGAACCUGGAUCCUUUUGACUCCUACUCUGAUGAGGAAAUAUGGAGGGCUUUGGAGUUCUCCCAUCUCAAGAACUUUGUUUCAGGCCUCCCCAACAAACUCAGCCAUGAGUGUAGUGAAGGAGGAGAAAACCUUAGCGUGGGGCAGAGGCAGCUGCUGUGCCUGGCCAGAGCUCUACUGAGGAAGACCAAAGUCCUGGUGUUGGAUGAAGCCACUGCUGCUGUAGACAUGGAGACCGACAACUUGAUCCAGUCCACCAUCCGUUCACAGUUUGACGACUGCACAGUUCUGACGAUAGCCCAUCGCCUCAACACCAUCAUGGACUAUACAAGGGUUCUGGUGUUGGAUAAGGGAGAGAUGGCGGAGUUCGAUUCUCCCUCCAGUCUCAUCGCUAACAAGGGAGCAUUCUACAAGAUGGCCAAAGAUGCUGGACUGGUCUGAAGAAGGAAGUCUUUUCACCUUGUUCAGCAGCAUCGCAGAGCCUACCAGCUCCCCACGGCUCUGACUGGUGGGGUUUUUUCUUUCAGAGCAGCAGGCAGAUGAAGUAGUUUAUUGGCAGUAAAGGAUUAACAUGCUUCACCUUCAGGGUUUGGUGCCUGCCUGCCUGUCCUAAGCAUGGUUGUUUCUUCCUGUCUGUGUUAAUCUUGUUGGUUUCUGGCCAGUCUGAUUUCGUUCUGUCAUUAGUUACAUGGAGGAGAAAUUUUACCAACAGAUCUGUCGCAUUGAGGGUAGCACAGCUGAGGUGAGGAUACUGAGACCACACGUGCCAAAUGCUGCCUUUAUUUCAUUUAAAUUCUGCUUUUUUAAGAAAGCUUCAGCUGUUAUUUAAGGAGAAUACAUUGACCUCUGUUUUCUGUUUACACAUCCCCCUUAAACACCGUCAAUCAUUCACGUUUUCUGCCAUGUAGCUGCAGCUCUCACUGGGCCCCAUAAGGUCAUCAAUCAUUCUGGGUAUUCUGAAAGCCACAGACUGCGGCUCUGACAGGCUGGACAUAGUCUGUGGAAGGGUGCGUUUGUUUUAUGAGCCAGGGAUGUUCAGGGAACAUGAGCUUUAAAUGUUUCAUAACAAUCUAUUCAUAUUAGCUGUAGUUUUAUAAUAAUGACCAAACAUAUAAACUGUGUUAAAUUAUCUUGGCUGUUAACAGCUGUCAACUCAUUUCUGCUCUUUUUUGGAUAUUUGUAUUUCUAAUGAGGUAAAUAACCCCAACUUAUCAUUUUUCAAAUUAACUGACAACAGUUCAAACAGCUUUAUGCAUGCUUGAUGCAGUGUUCUUUUAAAAGAUAAUUUGUAGAUAUAUGUGUGUUAAAUUUAUUAGGUCUCAGACAAAGCAGCACAUGAUUGGGACUGAUAGCCUACAGUCAGACUAGAUGGCAGACAGUUGAGAGGAUUGCCCUGUCAUCAGAGAGCUUAGCUUGGACAUCUAAAAAAUAUUUUUGGACAUCUGUGGUUCAGACUUGGUAAGAGAAGAACUCUGUUCUGCCAUUAAACUACUAGGUCAUUAUCACUGAGUCCGAACAUAAUUGACGGUCUCUAGUCAGAUAGAAUGGAACAUCAGAUACAUUUGUGUUUUACUUUAAGAGUUAAGGCAUCAGAUUUGUCUGACAGCCAGAAGAGGGGAGCCCUGUUAGCAGCUGUUUUAUUCCCAAACAGGGAAACACUUGAACAGCUUGAAUGUAAAGAAACAGAAGGUACAUCUAGGCUGGUGUAGGUUCUCAGUCAUCCUGGACAUGACAAUCCUAAGUGCUCAAGCAGAACACUACUGGACUUCUUUUGUUUCUUGAGAACAUUUCACCCCUUAUUCAAAAGGCUUCUUCAGUUCACUGAGUGCUCAAAUCUACCUAAGCACUUAGGCUGAGAUGCAUCUCUGAACAGCUCAGGAAUGAGAAUCACAAGGUAAUUCAGGCUUAUAUCAGAAUACAGCAAAAUAGCCAUAACUAAACUCCACAAAUCAUCCCUUAUAUAGUAGUUACAGUACUGAUGACACCCCUUAAUUCAUACCCCUUUAACAUUUUUAUGUUACAGCCACAAGUUUCAGUGUAUUUGAUUUAUAUUUUAUGUGAUUGACCAACACAAAGUCAUGCAUAAACUGAAGUAGAAGGACAGUUAUUUGGGCCCGAUUAUUUACUGACAGAGGGGUGUCUCAGAGUGAUGUUCACCUAGAAGGAGGACUGGGAGCAGCUGAGACAUGCGUUGCUCUGAUUGUGCCAAGUACUACCAAACAUACUUCUAUGUUGUAGCAAAACUAGAAACGCACAAGUUCUGGUGGAAUCUGUUUUACCUGAGCAGGACUGCUUAUUUAUUGUUUCUCUCCUUUCUGCACAUAUGAUGUGUUCUGUAAGGUUCUGAUUGUGGUAGAGGCUUUAUCUGCUGGAUAUAUGAUAGAAAACCACAGUUUUGUUCCAAGCAGUUUGCUUUUUCAAGUUACUGAUUAUGGAAUUUGAGAGACCUAAUUUGUUUUUUUUUAAGUGACGUUGGUUGGAGGCUCUUACAUUGUUUUUUUUUUUUGUUACGUAUCUGUGGGUGAAGCAAAAAAAAAAUUUAGAUCAGUGUUGAUCAGAUAAGGUACUGAUGUUCACAAAAGGGGGCAAUAAUACAAUUUUGAGUUGUUUACAGCUUUUGAGGCAUGUAAUAAAAAGCUAACCUAGCAACGAGUAAUGAAUGGAUUUCAGAUACUUUUUUUGUUUUUCUUUCUUGCAUAACCAUAAUAGAUUGAGAGUUCCUGUUAAGACAUAAGUGACAAGGUUACCAACGGUACAAAAUACAGAGCUUUUGAAACAACAAGCAAAAAAACUCCCAAAGGUUUCCAAUGCAUUUGGAGCAGUUUUAUAAUUCAUACCAGUUUCUUUUGACACACAUGAGUUUAAAGUUUGCUUAAAGUGUGCCAAUAAGCUUCUGGUACACCUGGUUUUUGAUAGCAGCCAGAACAUCUGAGGAUAUGUUUGAAACCGCAGGAGUUCUUUAGAGUCUUUAUGUUAUUCAUCUAGGGGGAAAACCAACCGUUUCCCUGCAGCAGUGCAAUAUAGGAAUGUCAAGGUUGAUGGCUUUAAUCAUUUUCAAGACCACUGUUACAAGCAAGGUCUGGGUCAAAGUUCUGCCACUGCAGAAAGGAAAGGCUUAGAUGCUCUGUGACCUUAUUGGUCAGACUGGUUGGUUAGUGGGAGGAUGUGCGAGGGUGGAACAGUCAGAUCAGUGUGAGCCGUCUUCUGUUAUAAGUUUCUAGUUGCUUUUUUUUUGUUUGACAAAGUGUUGUGCUUCGAAUGUUUUGUACAUUUGGUGUGAAAAGUUUUUUGCUGUUUCUUUUCAUAGUGAACAUCUGUGGAUUGAAUUGAUGAGAUAUUAUUAGUCCAAUGGAAUUAUGAUUGCUUUAUAUAUGGAGAGUUCUAUUUCAGUCAACAGUUAACAUGGAAUAAAAACGUAUGUUUGUAA
Molecule: messenger RNA, 5692 nt
Organism: Girardinichthys multiradiatus
Lineage: Eukaryota; Metazoa; Chordata; Actinopteri; Cyprinodontiformes; Goodeidae
Product: multidrug resistance-associated protein 1-like
Exons: 18
Coding region: 1-2706 (901 amino acids)
Biological process (GO): xenobiotic transport; glutathione transmembrane transport
Cellular component (GO): basolateral plasma membrane
Molecular function (GO): ATP binding; glutathione transmembrane transporter activity; ABC-type xenobiotic transporter activity
Source: RefSeq, a predicted model, not a curated record